Molecule: messenger RNA, 2880 nt
Organism: Paramuricea clavata
Lineage: Eukaryota; Metazoa; Cnidaria; Anthozoa; Malacalcyonacea; Plexauridae
Source: the annotation of a GenBank genome assembly
UUGUGGGCUAUCGUCCUUAAUAUUACUGCAAACGUUCCUGUGGAAAUUUCCACUAGCGCGCGAUCAUCAAUUCGCCUGACAUUGAUGUAAAAAGGACAUAGAAAAUCUAUAAAUACACGUGACAUUUUGAUACGUGAUAAGCUAGGGAAGAUUGGAACGGUGCGGGUGUAUAAAUCAAAUGGUCAAUAUAUACACUGAAUUGAAUUGCAACGGUCAUCGAUGAUAUAGGAGUUUGCCAUUUAUAGACAAUGUUUACAUACAGUGAAACACGCAAGGCGUUAUUUAAAGGGACGGAAAGAUAGUGUUCUAUGCAGGAUUAAGACUGGAGUUCAUAAUUUCAUAAUCAUACGUCCAACCGAUUCAAGGCAUCCUAUUUUGGAACCGUCUGCUUUGUCGAGUGUAAAAACAGCUGCAGCAAAAUAUUCAAGUGGUUAAAGACUCCAAACCAGUCUGGAAACUCUCACAACAUUUUAAGACUAUUUUCAUGAGUUAACUGGAAUUUCCAAUCCAUAUGAUCGAUCUUUAAGUAAGCGCUAACAUUGUGAAGCCUAAAAAGAUAUAGUAGUAUAGCAAACUUUGGAAACAUUUGGAAAGUCCUCUUUCUCAAAGGUUAUGAAGACCUUUCGUAAACUAUCAUAACAUUUGAAGACUAUUUCAGCUGGAGUACACACAGGUUCCUCAUGACGUUCCGUUGAAUGUCUAUGGGAUUUAAAUAUUGGGAAGAAUUCUCUAUAGUUCAGCUUUUAUUUUAAAGAUACAUUCGCGUUUCGUAUUUUAUAAAGACUGUCUCAUUCCUUCUUCAAACACAGGUGAAAAGUUGGAAUAACAGGUAAAAUUAAAAAUAACCUUUGUCCUUUGAGAAGUUUAAAUAUAUAAAUAGUGUUAUUAAUCGAUAUUUAGACAAGGUAUUUUUAGUCCGUUAAGCUUCUUUGCUAUACUAAAAUAAGUCUCAAGAGCCAACCGUGCAAGCACCCACGUUCAAACACGUAUAUGAAACCAGAACUGUUAGCCUGGCAUUACACUUAUCAAAGUUUCUGUGAUCACAGUAGCAAUUUUGCACAGGUAAAUCCUAAGUUUUGAAAGGUUUGAUAGAAAUGUUUGAGGGAACUAAACUUAAUGUUAAACAUUUUAAGAAACGUUGAUGUCUAUUUCACGCCAGUUAAACGCAUGCAUUAUUUGCCGUACCGGUACUUGGGUUUAUUUCAUCUUGUGUAUAUAGCUAGUAUUUUUUCUUUGCAAUACGAUAAUAAAUUCAAUUAAUUUCCUACAGCGACCACUUAAACAAGUGUAUAGUUGUACUCGAUUAAUAAUGGACUCACACAGUUUCAAAAACAUACACAACAGUUUAAUCAUAUUGCCAAAGGUUUUGGCACGAUUGAUUGAACAUGUUAUUCGCAUUUUGUCAUUUAUCUUUUGUCACAAGAUUAAUGUUUUUGGUUGCUGUUCAACGCCAUGAAUUUACUUCAAACGUCAUCUGCAAACCGUCAUUCGGGAACAUUUUGCUUGCUUCCGAGUUUCCAAUUUUAAAAUUGUGUUGUGGAGAAACACGAACAAACAUUUAUUCUUCGCAACAAUACGCAAGUUACUGACCAUCCCCAAGACGCUUUGCACUCCUCUGAUGUCACACUGCAUGCGACCUUCAAAAGUAUUCAAUUUGAAAAAAAAGCGUUGCAAGUACUUGAAAACCGCCAAUUUGACGAAGUCUCUAUAUAGUCUAAAAUUGAGUGUUAUUUUCUUUCAGUUAAAAACGACGAAGAGGCUUGGCCAUUGUUGAAUCGCAACGCCCACCUUGUAAUUUGAAUUUUUUGAAGACGACAGGACAUCAACUUCGUCAAUUAUUCAUUAUUAUAAAGUUACAAUAAUUUCGGGUUAUUGUUAUUUUGCCGAAGUGAAAUAUGUCAUCAGCAAACACGACAUCACCAAUGGACUCAGCCACAGUCCGAACAGUUUUGAUAUCAACUUUAAUGGCCAUCACAGACGUCGCCGUAUUUUUUGGCAACUUUCUAGCGGUUGCAUCAUUUUGCAUCAACAAUAAACUACACACUGUGACCAACUCAUUCAUCGUCAGCAUGUCUGUUGGUGAUUUGUUAAUUGCUCUAGUGUGCAUUCCAACUUUGAUUAUCGCAAACGUACUCGCGCCAAACCUAUCGAGUGACACUGGAUUGCUCUACUGCCACGUCUCUUUAUCGAUCACAAUCGCAUUGAUGAUCGUCGCAAUUGGGAAUCUAGCAUUGAAUUCGUUGGACAGAUACCGUGCGAUUUUGUACCCUUUAACCUACAACACACGGAUGACAAAACGAAGGGUGUUUUGGAAAAUCGCUUUGGCUUGGAUCGUUUCGUUUGCUUUUGGAUUCCUGCCGUUUUUCGGUUGGGGCAGGUUGCCGAACGAACGCAACGAAACGGAAACGUUAUUCUGUCAAGUGCGCGCGAACCUCUCCUGGAACUACACCCUGGCGUUCAUUUGUAUCGCUGGGACUCCGUUCGUAUUAAUGGGCGUAGCUUACUGGAAAAUUUUUAAAACGGCUCGAAGACAUACAAAAGUCAUAGCAGCCGAUGUUGCGAGGCUGCAAGAGAAUAAGCGCGUUGAUUACAUCAAGGAAACGCGCGCGGCCAAGCUAGUGGGUGCGAUUUUGGGAGCUUUUAUAAUUUGUUAUCUACCUCUGUUUGUUGCGGUGGUAGUGGACUUAUCGCUGAAGGAAGGUAUUAGUUCGUAUGUGUACGUUGGUGCGGUGUUGUGGGGCACUGUUAACUCUUCCGUCAACCCCUUCAUAGUCGCCGCUAUGAACAGAGAAUACCGGCAAACUUAUCAUCGGAUUGUCCGCUGCAAAUGGCGAAAGACGAACCCGCAUGAAGGAACUGUUCAAGCUUGGAGUAAAUAGG